Molecule: messenger RNA, 1820 nt
Organism: Melampsora larici-populina 98AG31
Lineage: Eukaryota; Fungi; Basidiomycota; Pucciniomycetes; Pucciniales; Melampsoraceae
Exons: 3
Coding region: 203-1324 (373 amino acids)
Source: RefSeq, a predicted model, not a curated record
CACAAAACCUAUCGAUUCAAUCUAACCUGCUGUCGGUGUUGAUUGGCCCACACGUUGUUGGCUUCUCGCUACGAACGUCAGGGCCAUUUGUCCCGCUGCAUGGUCAACAUCAUUCACAACUCGAACUACACUCGAAAUUCACGGGCCAUCUACAGCUUACUCAUUCAAGUGAUUCAAUCCUCAACCUCUCCUCACUCUCGCGAUGGUUAAGAAUCAUGGUCUUUCUGGGUUCAAUGCGGAUAUGUUUGGCCACGGAAAAAAACGGUCCCGAAGAAUCAAAAAAUCCCCCUCACCUGACAUGAACCGUGAAAAAGCGUUGAAGAUCAGUCAAUCUCUUGGUAUAUUGAGGGAUUCAGAAAAUCCUCCCCCGCCUCCCUCUCCCGAACAAGACGAUAACGACGAAAACAACUGGCAAGAUGUAGAUGACGGCGGUGUUGGUGUUGAUAGCCAAAUCAGGCCGGACUCUCCAGGUGAUCAGUAUGCUCGCCAUCAAAAGUCACUCCGACGUGCAGAAGCCCGAGCUAAGGUCCAGCAAAGGUGGAAGGCACUAGAAGCUCAACUCACUGCAUCGUACCUUUACCUUCAACACUACACCCGCCAUUGGACCUCCCAGCCCUCGUUUAACUCAUAUCUUUCUGAUGAGAUUCAAUGCCACAUCAGCAAACACCCGGUCACAUUCUGUGAAUGUGUACCUGAUGUUGUCCGUUUACUUCAUGUGGGUUAUAUAUCCGGCUCGCCUCAACAUCCUCGCACUGCUUUCUCUGUCCGACUUGUGCAAUUCCACCACCACCUCUGGAACAACACAGUUGUAUCAACUACGGGAUUUAUUGAUGCGCUGAUGGAUUUUCUUGAUGAACAAUGCGCUUCAAGAUUGAAACCUCAACAAGUCAGAGGGACUUCCACGAAGAACUUCAAUCGUAUUCUCAGACAUCCUUUUACUCAGGCAAUCGACAUACAUCGCCAAAUUCUCUUGGGCGAGCAAACUCUGUAUGAAGAAGGCCUCGAACUAACUCCACUUGAUAUCUCUGCCGCUCUAUGUUGUCGGUGUUUCGGUCCAGCAGAGGCAGAAGUCAAGUUGUCACCCAAUGAACCGGACUUUAUCAUUGCGAUGGAUGGAAACUUCCAACAUCGGCAUCAAACCCGCGCCAGUAAGGACUCGCCUCAAGAAGACCAAUAUCCCGACUCCUUCAUUCAACCUAGUAAGCUUGAAAAAGAGGUUGUUGCUUGCCAACAAACUGAUGCUCAAGCCCAUAACAUCAAGGCAUACUCUAUGACAUCGGCUGUCACUUUAUGUUGUAUUAUGAUGUUUGAUGAUCUAGCCUGAGACUCAAUAGGCCGCUCGAUCGAUCGAGCGUAUAGAUUUUGGUAUCUGUUUGGUUUAACUGAUUCAAUCAGAGAUGCUUACCUGUCCCUACCUACCUUUGCAACAUCUUCUAGGUAGCCUUUGUUGUUGACACCAUGGAAAAUAGCAGUUUAGAUGAAUAAGUUUUUGAUUUCAUCGGUCGUUGUUCACCAUUAUGAUUUGCUUUGUUCAAGUAAAUCACAUUGGGGUGCUGUAAUAGUCCUCGAUCAUCUGUUCUUGAGUUCCCAACUUACAGAUCAUUACCUCUGACAACCUUGUUCCUCAGGUAUCUUUGCCUCCGUUCUGAUCUUACAUUCUGAUUAUAUUUCUGAUGCUCUUUUCGGGCUUGCUUGUCUGAUUCUGAUUUGGUCCAAUCUUGAUUUUGUCCGAUUAUAUUCUAUGGUUUGGUCUGUUCUCUUCUAUUGUUUCUUGUGCCAGUCCGAUUUCCUUCACAUAAAUGUAGGCUUUAUCUUUAUCC